Molecule: messenger RNA, 2193 nt
Organism: Cyclopterus lumpus (lumpfish)
Lineage: Eukaryota; Metazoa; Chordata; Actinopteri; Perciformes; Cyclopteridae
Gene: cxxc5a
Product: CXXC finger protein 5a
Exons: 4
Coding region: 392-1228 (278 amino acids)
Cellular component (GO): nucleus
Molecular function (GO): methyl-CpG binding; zinc ion binding
Source: RefSeq, a predicted model, not a curated record
UUUGCAUGUUCCUCUCUGCAAGCGGGGAUGUAGAGGUGGGAUUGCAAGGACCGAGAAAGCUGGGGGAACCCACGCGUUCAGCCUUAGAGAAAGUACGCGUUUCCUGAAUAACUGACGGCUGAGAGACGGACCGCUCGGACUGUGGGAGCCCUCCCCUCUGCUCGGAUCUGCUUUGUUUCCAGACGGCCCAUGGAACGACGUGCAUGAGGGCUGAGCUGUAGUGCGGGCAGAAGGCCUGCCUGUUAUCGGCUGGCGGAUUGGUCCAUUGAGGUGAGGCACCACUCUCAACUGGGCUCAGAACGAACCGAGACAAGGCCUUUGCUCCCCCUCCUCGCUCACCCAUUCCCCCUUUCCACCCUCACCCCCAACCCAGGCACGCACGCUCUGGACCAUGUCUAGCGGGCUGUCGGCGGGGGGCCGGACAGAGGACCAGGAGCGGAAUAGCUGCAAACAGGACUCUCCUGUUAUAGAGCGCAGGAACCGCAGUGGCAUCCUCAGUGAGCCCCUCAGUAAGAGCCUUAAGAAGUCCCGUACCCUCUCCCAGUAUACAGCAGUCUCCUCUGCCACCAGCAAUGGACACAAGGACAAUAGUGAGACCAAGAGCCACUCGGCCAAGCCUCAGCCACCCCCGCUGCCUCAGCCCACUGUCUCCGCACUGACAGCAGCCAAGUUGGACCGGACCCUAGAACAGGUUCUGGAGGGACAGAAUGGCCUGCUGCACUUUGCUCAGGCAGCAGCAUUGUUAAAGCGGGCCGGUAUGGAGCACAUGCUCCUGCCUGGGGGCAUGGGAAUGGGAGUUGGCAGUGGAGAUGCGGGCUCGGGGGCUAGCGACUUGGAGGGUACGUCUGUCACGGACGCCGUAGGUGGUCCUGCCGACUUCCCAUAUGGAGUAGGGGGUGGGUUCCCCUUCAACCCGGGGCUUUUCAUCAUGACGCCGGCUGGAGUGUUUCUGGCGGACAGCGCGCUACACAUGGCCGGCCUGGCCGAGUACCCGGCGCAGAGCGAGCUGGCCUCUGCUAUCAACUCCGGCAAAAAGAAGCGAAAACGUUGCGGCAUGUGCCCACCUUGCCGACGGCGGAUUAACUGCGACCAAUGCAGCAGCUGCCGGAAUCGCAAAACAGGCCACCAGAUCUGCAAGUUUCGCAAAUGUGAGGAACUGAAGAAGAAACCCUCUGCUGCUCUGGAGGUGAUGCUCCCUACAGGAGCGGCGUUCCGGUGGUUCCAGUAGGACUCCUCCUCCACUCCCUACCCAAAGCUCUGCCAUCAAGUGCAAUGCCAACUCCUGGAUUGUCUCCAGAACAGACACUGGCUAAUAAACAAACAAGCAACAAAUAAAAUUAUAGAAAUAAAAAAAUCAAGAAAAAAAAAAGAAAAAACAAAAAAAAUCAAUCGGGUAAUGGAUGCACCUACUUAUUCCUUGAACCAAAAAUGAAGCGUAAAGAAAAGCAUCUAUGGCAACUUUCAUUCCCUUUUCUAUGUUUCCAUUUUGGUACCUUUUGUCCUUUUUCCAGCAGGUUUUUUUCUGUCGCUUAAACAUGGAACUGUUCAUUGCCAGAAACAGAAAUGAUGGACUGAGUGUGGACAAUCAACUAAUUUCUGUGUUUGGUGUUAAUGUUGUUCAUGUGUGGAAAGAUACAGUACUUGUGUAGAGAAUGUAAAUUUACAGCUAUAUUUCAAAACUAGUGGCUAAUGGCAAACAUUAUUGUAAUUCUUCACCAUUAUUUUACUCUUUGUUGAAGAGUCUAGUUUUCAGACGGAUCGGUGGUUGUCUUUGAAAGACAAAGGAACUGUUUCAAAUUGUGACGCUGUUGAUUUGGGAUUUAAACUAAACUGAAAAAGUCAUGUUAUCGGGCCACUACAGUAGUCUGUAUAGUCUCCUCAAUCAGCCCUCUUGUGCAUUUCCAAACUUUUCCUUUAGAUACUGGCAGCCUUAUGUUACUGUGGCCCUACUGAGCAUGUGCCAAUACUGCUCAGGGCAAUAGCACUAAGAGACAGCACUUGCUCUGAGUCUACCCUACUGAACGCACUGAGACAAGAUUCAUUUUUUUUAUUUGCUAUAUUUUCAUGAUUUUGUUCUGUUGCUGGGUAGCUACAGCUUUUUUGAAAUAACCAAUCUUUGUAUUUGUUUAGAAAAUUCGACUGGUUUUGUGAAUAAAAAGGAAUGCAUGUAUUUGUGUCAAAAUUUACAAUUCU